Molecule: messenger RNA, 1011 nt
Organism: Trichomonas vaginalis G3
Lineage: Eukaryota; Parabasalia; Trichomonadida; Trichomonadidae
Exons: 1
Coding region: 1-1011 (336 amino acids)
Source: RefSeq, a predicted model, not a curated record
AUGCUGAUUUCACGUAUAACUAAAGACAGGCUUGUACGAUCAGGGUUCAUUGACAUUACAAGAUCCAAAAAGAAAUUCAAAGAUUAUGGUGUUUGGAAUGGAAGUAUCCUAGAAAUAAAUCUUUCAGGAGAAUUUCUAACUGAUACUGUAAUUGACUUAAAUGACAAAGCACACUCAAUUCCUCGUUACGAAAAGUGUUUCAGAAAGCCAGAAUACCCCUUAACAUAUUAUCCUGACAAAAACAAUUCAUAUAAUUUAACAGUUGAAAUUACAGAGAACAUGAUUAUUUAUCCAAAAAUAAUAAAUUGCAAGAACAGAUUUAUUGAUUACUCAUUUGUAAUCAAGAAUCCAGGCCCUAACAUUGAUUCCAGAUUUGAAAAAUUAAAGACUCUAUAUUUGGUUCUUUCAUGCAUUCAUUUUAUAGGCUCAAUUGCAUUACUAUUCAUUCAAUACUAUUUUGCAUCUUUUGGAGCAUUAUUAAAGUCAAUUACAACAUUUAUUUUAUUUUUUUCGAUCAAAAACAUUGAUAUCCUUGGAAGCCAUUGCUUUCUGAUUGAAUAUACAAACUACUUUGCAAGUGGACUAUUCUUAUAUUUCACAUUCCGCUCAGGAAUCAUAAAACAUCUUGAAGAAAAUUCCUAUGAUGAUAUUGAAAUGAUGAUUUAUCAUAUAUUUGGUUUCUUCUAUUCAUUUGUUCUUCAAUACACGGUAAUACGUGGUUACUAUCCUCACUAUGGAAUUAUUUACAUGAUAGCAUUAGGUGCAAAUGUUUUGGUUUGGGGUGAUAUAUUAUUAUAUUUAGGAAUUCUUCCUUCUGAAGUAUAUGCGCUUAGUUUCUUAGGCUUCUAUAUUCUUAAAUGUGAAAGUAAGUAUUUCUACCCACAAUUGCUUUAUGAAAUAGGUGUUUUGAUAAAUUAUCUGAGUAUCAUUUUCUAUCGAUAUAUUUGGCCGGAUUUAAAGGACAGAAUUGAUUACUCAGCCCUUUUGGAUAUAAUCGGUACUACGUUUUAA